AGCGGAUUGAACCGUCCCGUCAUUCCUCGCGUGGCCAACGGCUCUCUACCGACUGCUCAUUGAAUUACAGUCCGCGGCUUGUUCGGCUCGGUUUUACGGAGUGAUCCGCGGAGAUCCGGGCCAUACCGACCCAACAAACACCGCUACACCGUCCGGGCUUCUGCUGGUCGUCCGGCGUGCCGCUCCUGGACUCGCUGGCUGAAUAUUGUCGGGGAAGAACGGCAGAGCUAGUACCCAGCGAUGAUGGAGCUGGAGUCGGCCUGUAGCCGAGGCGACCCGGGGACUCCCGGGGACUCGCUUCAGCCGCAGACCCCGAGCCGGCACGAGAAGAGCCUGGGCCUGCUCACCACCAAGUUUGUGACCCUGCUGCAGGAGGCGAAGGACGGGGUCCUGGACCUGAAGGCGGCUGCAGACACUCUGGCCGUACGGCAGAAACGACGCAUCUAUGACAUCACUAACGUCCUGGAGGGAAUCGGUCUGAUCGAGAAGAAGUCCAAGAACAGCAUCCAGUGGAAGGGCGUGGGACCAGGCUGCAACACCAGGGAGAUUGCAGACAAGCUGAUGGAGCUGAAAGCCGAGCUGGACGAUCUGGCGCUGCGGGAGAACGAGCUGGACCAGCAGAAGGUCUGGGUCCAGCAGAGCAUCAAGAACGUCACCGACGACUCCGGGAACAGCCCGAUGGCCUACGUAAAGCACGAAGACCUCUGUGGAGCGUUUAAAGGGGACACUCUGCUGGCCAUCCGGGCCCCCAUUGGGACGCAGCUGGAGGUUCCUGUACCAGAACUCGUCCUUAAUGGACAGAGGAAGUACCAGAUCCGUCUGAAGAGUACCUCUGGACCCAUUGAGGUUCUCCUGGUCAAUAAGGACCCGUCCAGCGCCGCUCCGGUGGUUCUGCCCGUCCCGCCUCCUGAUGACAUCCUGCACAGCCUGCCGGCGCCGACGGCGACCCAGACGACCCCCCAGGCUCCAAAGCUCUGCAAGCCGCAUCCAGCCAUAAAACCAGCCGCAGCAACGCCGGGCGCCGCAGCAACGCCGGGCGCCGCAGCAACGCCGGGCGCCGCAGCUGCAGAUGCGAGCGCUCAGCUCAGCGCUGCGGCAGACUGUGCUGCAGCGGUUCCGCAGCAGCUGCAGUCCUCCGCCUCCCUGGACGGUUCUGCUUCCUCGGCCGGAUUCCAGCCCGUCAAGUCGGAUCCGUCUGAGCUUUUGGAUUUUCCCAAAGAGCUUUCUGAAAUGUUUGACCCGACUAAAGAGAUGAUGCCUGGAGACCUGCUGGAGGACCUGAUGUCGUCAGAAGUGUUCUCGCCUCUCCUCCGCCUGUCACCUCCGCCCAGCGACCAUGACUACAUCUACAACCUGGAUGAGACCGAGGGCCUCUGUGACUUGUUCGACGUCCCCAUCCUUAACCUCUGACCCCGUCUGGCCCGCCUUCAGCCUCCUGCGGCGCUGCUGCGGCCUCCAUCUGCGCCUCCUUCAGCUCCAUGUACAGAAAACAGCCGGAAACUUUGAGCUUUUCCAAGGAAAAAGAGUCAAAACUAUAUUUUUUGCAUUGUUGUGUACAAAGACUGGUGUGUGUGUGUGUGUGUGUGUGUGGACCUUUUGUACUGAAGAAUCUCAGAGUGUCUCCUGGGAACCAGAAGAUCCGGGUUCCGGGCCCGAACCGGCCUGGUCCUCCUUGUACAUAGAGAAUAUAUAUUUUGUGAUAGCGGCGAACGAUGCUUUAUCAUUUCUGCAGUUGGAACAUAGAAAGUGACAAACUGUUCCCAGGAAUCAUGCAGCUUGGUCUCAAUCCAGUCCUCCCAGUCUUCCCAUUUUAACCAGUCAAAUGUUAGUUGCAAGUCAAACAAGAAAUUCAUGUAAAAAUGUGAUCAGAUUAAAAUGACUGGGUUUUAAGGUUCUGUAAGGGAUUUUUGAAGCCUCCAGGCCAGGGUAAUGUUGAGCAGAAUAAUGAUAAAUAUAAAGUUUUAACGCUGACCUUUCAUCUCUGUAUGUUUCUGUCUCGUCCAUAAACUCUUUUAAAUCUG
Molecule: messenger RNA, 2021 nt
Organism: Xiphophorus maculatus (southern platyfish)
Lineage: Eukaryota; Metazoa; Chordata; Actinopteri; Cyprinodontiformes; Poeciliidae
Gene: e2f4
Product: E2F transcription factor 4
Exons: 11
Coding region: 241-1410 (389 amino acids)
Biological process (GO): regulation of transcription by RNA polymerase II
Cellular component (GO): RNA polymerase II transcription regulator complex
Molecular function (GO): protein dimerization activity; RNA polymerase II cis-regulatory region sequence-specific DNA binding; DNA-binding transcription factor activity, RNA polymerase II-specific
Source: RefSeq, a predicted model, not a curated record